Messenger RNA from Morone saxatilis (striped sea-bass), 1187 nucleotides. RefSeq names its product solute carrier family 25 member 26 (gene slc25a26). Gene Ontology annotation, biological process: transmembrane transport. The record is from RefSeq and is a predicted model, not a curated record. Gene Ontology annotation, molecular function: S-adenosyl-L-methionine transmembrane transporter activity. Lineage: Eukaryota; Metazoa; Chordata; Actinopteri; Moronidae. Gene Ontology annotation, cellular component: mitochondrial inner membrane.
CACGCGGAAGUAAUUCGACCAAGAUGGCAGCGUCCUUGACAGGCAUGUUUUGAUGGGAGCUGAGUGUAAACCAUGCAGAACAGAUGAACACUUACUGCUGCGCGACCGACAAGAGAAGACUUUGAGAGCGGGACAUGGAGAGACGAGAGUUCGUCGCGUCCCUGGUGGCAGGAGGCUGUGCAGGGAUGUGUGUGGAUCUGACCCUCUUCCCCCUGGACACCAUUAAGACACGACUGCAGAGUCAGCAGGGCUUCUACAAGGCAGGGGGCUUCAGGGGAAUCUACGCUGGAGUCCCAUCUGCUGCUGUCGGCUCCUUCCCCAAUGGUGGCGUGUCUGAUCCGGGUGCCCACAGAGGUGGUCAAACAGAGGACCCAGGCUUCUCCUUCAUUCACCACCUACCACAUGCUGCUGGCUACACUCAGGGAAGAGGGUGUCAGAGGCCUGUACCGAGGAUACGGGAGUACGGUUCUCAGAGAGAUCCCGUUCUCGCUGGUGCAGUUUCCACUCUGGGAAUAUUUAAAGACUCUGUGGUCGUUGAGGCAAGGUCACACGCUCUACUCUUGGCAAGCUGCAGUGUGCGGAGCUUUUGCAGGUGCGGUAGCAGCAUUUGUUACCACUCCUCUUGACGUGGCGAAGACCAGGAUCAUGCUCGCAAAGGCCGGGUCGACCACAGCCAGCGGCAACAUCCCGCUGGUGCUCUACGACGUUUGGAGGAGCCGAGGCCUUACAGGUCUGUUUGCAGGCAGCAUUCCGAGGGUGACCUUCAUCAGCGUGGGUGGUUUCAUCUUCCUGGGAGCCUACGAGAAGGUCCGCCGCUCUCUGCUAUAGCAGCACAUCCUCAGCGUCCGUCCUGAGCCCUGACCUGGUGGAGGAACCGCAGGGAGGCGGCACCCCCGCCUGCACCUCCAUGCUGCCGGGCCCCCGAGAAGCAAGGAACACCUGGUGAUCGGGUGGGAAGAGCCAUCCGUGCACUCUGAUCGCAUUACCCAGGGUGCUGCAUUCCUGCUCAUCAGUGCCCCGCGGGUUGAGUUUAACAGCCCGAGCUCACGCUUGCGUAACGGCACCAUCGGUUUGGUGAAAGGACCGCGUCACACGAGACUUGCAAUGAAGCGUAUUUACUGUUCAAUGUGUACUGUGCGUGGAUCAAUAAGUUAUGGUAUUAAAGGCCGUCUCUUUUUAUACUCUGA